Messenger RNA from Corvus hawaiiensis (hawaiian crow), 1330 nucleotides. RefSeq names its product polymeric immunoglobulin receptor-like. The transcript is spliced from 3 exons. The record is from RefSeq and is a predicted model, not a curated record. Bases 380 to 1330 code for a protein of 316 amino acids. Gene Ontology annotation, cellular component: plasma membrane. NCBI's taxonomy places the organism in Eukaryota, Metazoa, Chordata, Aves, Passeriformes, Corvidae. Gene Ontology annotation, molecular function: transmembrane signaling receptor activity.
AACAGUGCGGCCGUGCUCUGGGUCAGCCUGCGGGACCGCUGAGCUUCCGCCGGGACCCCACGGCCGCGGCCGGUGCCGCUCAGCCCGGGAUUGCCCCGGUCCCGACGGCGCGGGCGGGAGCGACAGCAGCGGGGCCCCUCCGGGCCCUUCCUGCCUCUCGCCCCCCCCGGCUCCAACAAACGCUCCCCGACACCGCCCUUUAUCCCCGCCUCCUCUCUCCGUCGGCCCCCACUCUCCGGCAGCCCCGGGGGUUCCCCGCGCUCCACCCCAACGGGGCGGGCGUUGCCGCGGGGGCGGCCGCGGGAGGGGCCCGGGCUCCGCCGAGAGGAACCGGGAGCGGCAGCAGCCCGCUGAGCCCCGGCUGAGUCCCGGAGCGGCCAUGCAGCUCCUGCCUCUGCUCGCCUGGGCGCUGCUGCCAGGCUGCGGGGCAGUGACGGGGCCCGGCACCGUGCAGGGAUUCGAGGGAGGUUCCCUCUCGGUCACCUGCACGUACCAGCCGGGCCAGGAGAAGAAGCCGAAGUUCUGGUGCACUCCAGGAACACUUUAUACCUGUGAUGAGUACAUCGUCAUCACCUCGGAGUUGAAGCCUGAGGUGCAGCGGGGCCGGUUCUCCAUCCGGGACGACCGCACACGCCGGGCAUUCACGGUGACCGUGCAUGGUCUGUCCAAGAGGGACGAGGGCACCUUCCGCUGUGGGGUGCGACUGGGAUCAUUCCGGUUUGAUGCCAGUGCUGUUGUGAACGUGACCGUGCUCUCAGCAAGAGUGACCCCCACGUCGCGGGACUGGGGACAGACUGCAGAAGGAGUUGUCACCCUGAGUGUGACAGAGACACGGUGCCCGUCUGGCACCCGCUGCAUCCAUCCUUCCUUCCUCCGCAUCUGCAACCCCGACGCUCUCGUCGGAUGCUCCGCAGGGGACCCGCGGCACUUUCCGCUACUUCCCAGUGCUGGCCGAGCUGCAGCUGCUGGCGCUGCUGGCCAUGAGCGCGGCCGUGCUCUGGGUCAGCCUGCAGGACCGCUGAGCUUCCGCCGGGACCCCACGGCCGCGGCCGGUGCCGCUCAGCCCGGGAUUGCCCCGGUCCCGACGGCGCGGGCGGGAGCGACAGCAGCGGGGCCCCUCCGGGCCCUUCCUGCCUCUCCCCCCCCCCGGCUCCAACAAACGCUCCCCGACACCGCCCCUCGUCCCCCCCUCUCUCGGUCGGCCCCCACGGUCAGGAAGCUCCGAGGUUCCCCGCGCUCCACCCCAACGGGGCGGGCGUUGCCGCGGGGGCGGCCGCGGGAGGGGCCCGGGCUCCGCCGAGAGGAACCGGGAGCGGCAGCAGCCCGCUGA